Messenger RNA from Electrophorus electricus (electric eel), 4918 nucleotides. It is a transcript of the gene glsb, whose product is annotated as glutaminase b. Gene Ontology annotation, molecular function: protein binding; glutaminase activity. The record is from RefSeq and is a predicted model, not a curated record. Gene Ontology annotation, biological process: L-glutamine catabolic process. NCBI's taxonomy places the organism in Eukaryota, Metazoa, Chordata, Actinopteri, Gymnotiformes, Gymnotidae.
CGUGCUUGGUAGAGCGUGAUAUAUAUUGCACAGUGGCUAGUUGAAACAAAAUUAAUUUUUUAAGCAUAUUUAAGGUGAAAUUCCACUAAUUUAGCUCGACAAGAUUGAAAUGUUACAGUUUAGGUUGUCAUCUGUUCUGAAGGAGUUGAUUCAAACGAGCCUUAAGCGUCCGUUAUCAGAUAUCGCGAGGCAUAAAACGUCUUUAUUGAGUUCAUACUGCUUCAGUUCCGUCUGCCCUGAUGUCCGUGCCACAUCUAAACUGAAGUUUAUGAAUCCUGGAGGACUCCGACCUUUAUCACAAACAUCACUCUGGAAAAGACCCCUCUGUACAAAGACUGAAGGAGCGAUAAACCAGACCGAACCGCUUAAGAAAGAUGAUAUCCAAGAAGCCCCGGCAGACAAGAGAAGAAAGGCAGGUAUGAUGCCUAGCCUGGAAGACCUGCUCUUCUACACCAUUGCUGAAGGCCAGGAGAAGAUUCCCGCCCACAAAUUUAUAACAGCUCUAAAGUCCACUGGACUGAGAACAGGAGACCCCCGACUGAAGGAAUGUAUGGACAUGCUGAAAGUGACCCUCAAGUCCACAUCGGACGGGGUGAUGUUGGACCGACACCUGUUCAAGAAGUGCGUCCAGAGCAACAUAGUGCUGUUGACCCAAGCCUUCCGCAAGAAGUUUGUCAUCCCCGAUUUCAUGCCUUUUGCUGCCCACAUUGACAAACUUUAUGAGAAAGCCAAAAAUAUGUCUGGAGGUCAGGUUGCUGACUAUAUUCCUCAGCUUGCUAAGUUUAGCCCAGACCUGUGGGGUGUAGCCCUGUGCACAGUGGACGGACAAAGACACACAGUGGGUGACACUAAAGUGCCAUUGUGCCUGCAGUCAUGCGUAAAGCCUCUGAAGUACGCCAUCGCCGUGCAUGACCACGGCACGGAGUACGUGCACCGCUUUAUCGGCAAAGAGCCCAGCGGCUUACGUUUCAACAAGCUCUUCCUGGAUGAGGACGAUAAACCCCAUAAUCCAAUGGUGAACGCGGGUGCGAUUGUGUGUACCUCUCUGAUAAAGCAAAAGGUGAGCAACGCUGAGAAGUUUGACUACGUGAUGAACUUCCUUAAAGCGAUGUCGGGCAAUGAGUAUGUGGGUUUCAGCAAUGCCACGUUCCAGUCUGAGCGUGAGUCGGGUGACAGGAACUUUGCUAUUGGCUACUACCUGAAGGAAAAGAAGUGUUUUCCCGAGGGCACCGAUAUGACCUCCAUCCUGGACUUUUACUUUCAGCUGUGCUCCAUUGAGGUGACGUGUGAGAGUGCCAGUGUCAUGGCAGCCACCCUGGCUAAUGGCGGAUUCUGUCCAAUCACGGGCGAACGUGUGCUGAGUCCUGAGUCCGUGCGGGACACGCUGAGCCUGAUGCAUUCCUGUGGCAUGUAUGACUUCUCCGGCCAGUUCGCCUUCCAUGUGGGCCUGCCAGCUAAGUCAGGCGUGUCAGGGUGCAUCCUGCUGGUCGUGCCCAAUGUGAUGGGCAUCGUGUGCUGGUCUCCUCCACUGGAUAAACUGGGCAACAGCGUCCGUGGCAUCCAGUUCUGCACGGAUCUUGUGUCUUUAUUCAACUUCCACAAUUAUGACAACCUGCGGCACUUUGCCAAGAAGCUGGACCCUCGGCGGGAGGGCGGGGACCAGCGGGUGAAAUCUGUCAUCAAUCUCCUCUUUGCUGCCUACACCGGCGAUGUAUCCGCACUCAGAAGGUUUGCGCUGUCCUCUAUGGACAUGGAGCAGAGGGACUAUGACUCCAGGACAGCUCUGCAUGUGGCUGCUGCAGAGGGACAUAUAGAUGUUGUGCGAUUUCUCCUGGAGGCCUGCAAGAUGAACCCUGUUCCAAAGGACAGGUGGGGCAACACACCACUGGAUGAAGCCAGACACUUUGGCCACCAUGAGGUGGUAGCACUUCUCGAGGGGUACCUUAAUAAAUACAGUCCCUCAGAGAAAACUGCUGCAGAUAAAGAGAAAGCUGCCAAGAACCUGGAUGGGAUGCUGGAGACAUAGACCUACACACCAGGAGAGGGCACUGCUUAUGCACAUGCCCACAGAUUAUUUCCUGUUUUAAUGUCAGUGGGGUAUGUUGUUGUUAGAGUGAACCUACAAAUGUGCACUUUCUCAAAAAAAAAAAAAAAAUUAUAUAUAUAUAUAAUUUUUUUUUUUUGCUUUGCUUUUAAGAAGUUUCAUAUAUUCAUGUGUAAGUUUUUUUUGUGUGCAUUCUCUGUUUGUGAGAAAGUAUCUCUAUAUGAAUCUAUGAAAAACUAUUAUACAGAUGCCAUAGAUAUACAAUUUAUAGUUAUAUCAGUGGUGUAUAGCUAUUGUCUUUUAAAGUGGUUGAUUGGCAGGUGUCAAGAAAGUGUUAUAAAUGAAAAGCACUAUAAUCCCAGGGGCAGUGCUGUUUCUCUACAUUUAGGGUCCAUAAACACCCUCUUCUCACACCCCAUAUGAUCUUAAGUAAUCAAAAAUAAUAAUAAUACUAAACCUUUAAGAAUAAUGAAGUGUAAAGUUUCAUAAAUGUAACUAUAAUCAAAAAAAUACAAAACUGUACUGGGAAACAUAAAAAAUUAAACUGGUAUAAAAAUAAAUAAAUAAAUAAUACAUUACAAAAUUUAAUUCCAAUGUUAAUGUGCAUCCUCCACUUCAAAAUUUUUAAAGCAAAGGUAGAUAAUUUCUUAAGAUAUUUUUUCUGCCAGUAUUCUGAUUCACACUUAUACCGCUCUGUUCAAAUGUUCCUGCCACGUUGUGGACCUGAGACCGGAGUUCUGAGGUGGCAGGCACAGGCAGGGUACAUGCAAUUUGAAGUUCAGUCCAGAGAUUUUGGGGUAGGCUUGCUGGAUCAUCUUGGAUGAAAGUAAAAAGCUCCAGUGUAAACCAGUGUUAUGUGAUGGUGAGGAUGGUAGAUUUCUGCUUUCAUAAACCAGUUCUUUUCCAUCAGUGUCACUCUCAGAGCUUUACAGAGCACACCAUAUUUGUUGGCUACUGUCUCAGUCUCCAUGUUGGUGAAACUUAGCUUUGACAUCUCCCACUGCUUUGAAUCUUCAGUGGACUGGAUUUCACAGCAAGUGCAUCUGCAACUGGCUCAUUUGGAGCUUCAUAGGCAAAAUGUGGUCGAGUUGACCUAAACCUCUUGUGCUGUAAUAGAGCCACACAUUCAUCUUGUUAUACACUUUAGCCAAACUUUGUUCUGCAGCAAAGCCUGUAUUUUUCGAGUUCUGCCUUUGUUUUUAUCAGCAUAUCAAGAGCCACAUCUACUUGCAUUUUGGGAGCUUGCUCACAUUAUGCACCUGUUGAAGAAUGUUAAAGGAAAAAGUGCAAAUCACAGUGCAAAUCUGCAACCAAAAGGAAAUCUCAGUGCAAAUCUGGAACCUAGUCUCCCCUGCCAGUAACUGGGCCUCAACCCAUGCAGGGGCAUCUGUGGCUUUGUCCCUGACCUCUACGAGUGCCUCGUGGACCUUUGGACUUUGGUACCCAGCCUUCUCUUAUCCCUGGUCUCACUCCAUGCCUUCAGGGUUAUGUCUGUCAGAAUCCAACACCUCUAUAGUGCUGCUGAGAACAUGUUGAAAAGUUUCUACACAUUAGCAAAAUAACCGUAGGCAUCUACAGAUGAUUUUGCUUCAUCGGCCAGAGCAGGGAACAUACAAGGUGCAGCGAUUUUUAAAAAUUAUUUAUUUUUCCCCAGUAGCCCUGCCUGAAAACCUAUUUUUUCCUUUAAUCUUUGCUCCAUUUUCAGGUGGUUAUUCCCUGCAAUAUUCAAGUAGGACAUUCUAUUCCUCUUUUCAGUUUCACAAAAUAUUAAGACAAUGCAAGAGCCACCAUUUGUGAAACUGAAAGAAAUUGAAGAAAAUACUCUUGAACUUUUGGCAUUUCUUCCAUUUUCACAGAUCUGAUAAUGAGUGACAUCCGCUGUCUAUGGUACAGUUUAAGUUGAGAGAAGACUUUUCUGACUUUUGAACCUCUGUCACCACAGUAUGCAGUAUUUUUGCACUGAUGGGACCAAUCAUUUCAUUUUGAAUAAUGUUGCCAUGGUUAGCAGAAAUACUGACCUGUCCACUAUGAACUUUAUCAAUAUGUGGCUUUAUCACUGGGUCAAAUGCAGCAGGAGGGUCAACCUCCUUUUGGAAAUUCCUGUUGUCUGAACCUUCAAGGAAAGGUUAAUCUCUGCUAAUGAUUGGACAAUGCCAGUCAUCCUCAUGAUCACAUCUUGCCAAUGCUCUUUUGCUAUCUCUUAAAGAUGGCCCAUCAUGAAAAGUACCUGGAUCUGAUGGUGUUUGAGGGGAGGACAGGUAGCUCGAAGGUUUUUCUCCAUUAUGAUCCCUAUAAACCUGAGGUUACUUGGACAUACAGAAUGCUUCCUUUAAUGCUGCUUCCUUUGAGUGUUUAUUCUGCCCUUUGUUUCAUGUUAUUUCAGUAAGUCAAAAUAAGCACUCUUGUUAACAGUAAAAAAAAAAAGUGCUUUAAGUGGCUCUUUCUGUGUAUACAUUUUUUUCUGCUUUUGUGUAUCUUGAAUGCAAACUAGCUAGCUAGUUAUGUAUUUAUGGCUGCUUAUACAUAGUAUGCUUAUAUAUAGCUAGAAACAGCCCUGCCCACUGGGAUCAAUUAUCGAGUGAUGUGAUACAGUGCGCCGCAUUUAGUAACUUAAUAGACUUACCUGUCGCUUCACAUAAGACAAAGUUAGCCUUGACUUCAGAAUCCUGUGCAGGCUAGAAGUGUGGGCAAUCAUUAUUUAUGUGGUCAGUCAAUAGAGCGUAGUCAUAACAUGGACUAUGGAGACAGCACCCAGGCAGAUGAACAAGCACACAUAUGGAAAAAGUGAACUAAAGACAAGCAACAGGUCAGAUUCCAAAUAUGCCAGAGAAUGUGUGUGUGUGUGUGUGUGUGUGUGUGUGUGUGUGUGUGUGU